ACACCAUUUCACUAGCAUCAAAAUUCGUCAAAAUCAAUUAAAACUACAAUAAGAAAACAAACCAAAAUGUCCUCUGCUAUAUAUUUGGAAAACUAUUUGGAUGUAUUAUCCAAUAUAGGAUUAGAGUCCUUACCCACUGAGUUAGAAAGGAAUUUUAAGCUAAUGCGAAAACUGGAUGAUCGAGCACAAACUGCCAUGAAAAGCAUCGACAGCCAUGCCAAAGAGUUCAUGAGGAAAUUGGCCGAAGGUUCUAAUCAAAUGAGCGAAGAGGAACGAAAAGAACGCCUGGCAGACAUACAGCAGUUAUUCAUAAAGGCCAAGGAGUACAGCGAUGACAAAGUUCAAUUGGCCAUACAAACAUAUGAGUUGGUGGAUAAGCAAAUCAGACGCCUGGAUAACGAUUUGGCCAGGUUUGAGGGAGAAAUCCAGGAAAAGGCUUCAUCUACGCGUGGCAAAUCCGAAGAAGCUCAAGUUAAAAAGGGACGCAAGAAAGCCAAAGACUCGAAAGCCACUGGGAAAAAGAAACGCAUCACAUCUUCGGAUGAUGAGGCCAAUAAUAACACAGCUAUUGCGGCCUCUUCGAACGCUGGCCAAGGUGGUAAAAAGAAAAAGCAGAAGGUAAAUCAAGAAAAAGAAACACGCAAGGGGGGUCAAAAGCAGAAAAAUAUUGACUUGGAUGAUUCUGAAAAGGAAUCCUGCCAUACGGCCGCAACCCAUCCCAGCGAUGUAUUGGAUAUGCCAGUGGAUCCAAAUGAACCGACAUAUUGUCUGUGUCAUCAAGUCUCGUACGGAGAAAUGAUAGGAUGUGAUAAUCCAGAUUGUCCGAUUGAAUGGUUCCACUUUGCUUGCGUUGGCCUCACUACAAAACCCAAAGGCAAAUGGUUUUGUCCGAAAUGUACGCAGGAUCGAAAAAAGAAAUAAUCUCAUUACUUCGCGGGAGUUUUUUUUUGUAAGUUAAGUGCUAAAAUAAUGUUUAGAUAUUAAAACUUUUAUACCAUACAUAUAAGUGUUUUUUCUUUAAAUAAAAUUAUGAUUUAUAGUAAAUUCUAUUAUAAAUAAAAACA
Molecule: messenger RNA, 1064 nt
Organism: Stomoxys calcitrans (stable fly)
Lineage: Eukaryota; Metazoa; Arthropoda; Insecta; Diptera; Muscidae
Gene: Ing5
Product: inhibitor of growth protein 5
Exons: 5
Coding region: 67-921 (284 amino acids)
Biological process (GO): regulation of DNA-templated transcription
Cellular component (GO): nucleus
Source: RefSeq, a predicted model, not a curated record